Vicia faba (fava bean) is the source of this 414-nucleotide messenger RNA. NCBI's taxonomy places the organism in Eukaryota, Viridiplantae, Streptophyta, Magnoliopsida, Fabales, Fabaceae. The record is from the annotation of a GenBank genome assembly.
AUGGCUAUGCGAAAUUGUCAUCCUCUUCAUGUUGAGCGCGUCAAAUUUGCAACUCAUCAUCCACAAUCACUUUCUCUCUUCUGUUCAUUCAUAGAAAGAAAAAAAAAAAGCAAAGACAUGGCAGGAGAAUCAUAUGAGGAGGCUGUUGCUGAUUUGACCAAGCUUCUAAGCAAGAACACUGAUCUUGCAGAUUUCGCCGCCGCAAAAAUCAAGCAGUUGACGACGGAGCUAGUGGCCGCUGAGUCGGAGCCUUUUAAACCGGAUGAGAGGAUUCGAACCGGAUUCAACCGUUUCAAGAAAGAAAAAUUUCAACAGAAUCCAGAAUUAUAUGGUCAACUUGCGAAAGGUCAGAGCCCAAAGAUACUUUACGUCCCUUUUACUGAGAAUACCAACCAUUUGUUCCAUUUAUGUUGA